CUCUCCCAGUCCCACGUUAUCAAUUUAUACUCCGGUUCUGCACUUCGCAGACGUCAUUCUCUCUAUCACCCUCUAUCUCUCGGCACUCAAUGGAGAAGAUUAUGGCGUGUUUGGUUGCGGCCAUGGUGAUUCUCUGCAGCCUAACCCUCGUCAGAUCGGAUGCAUCCGAUCAUCGUUACAAAGCAGGUGAGGACGUCCCUCUGUAUGCCAACAAGGUGGGACCUUUCCACAAUCCCAGUGAGACAUACCGUUAUUUUGAUCUCCCAUUCUGUUCACCAGCUCAUGUGCAAGAAAAGAAAGAGGCUCUUGGAGAAGUGCUGAAUGGGGAUCGAUUAGUUGUUGCCCCUUACAAACUUGAAUUCCGAAAAGAGAAAGAAUCUAAGACUGUUUGCCAAAAGAAGCUGACCCGGGAAGAAGUUUCUCUCUUUCGAAAUGCAGUUUCAAAGGACUACUACUUCCAAAUGUACUAUGACGACUUGCCCAUAUGGGGUUUCUUGGGAAAAGUUGAGAAGGAAGGCAAUGACCCCAGCGAGUACAAGUAUUACCUCUUUAAGCAUCUUCAGUUUGAUAUCCUUUACAAUAAGGAUCAAGUUAUCGAGAUUGGUGUAAAAAGUGAUCCAGAUGCCUUUGUGGACCUGACAGAGGACAACAAAGUUGACCUGGAACUCACUUACUCAGUCAAAUGGAAGGAAACAGAUACUCCAUUCGAGAAGAGGAUGGAGAAGUAUUCGCAAUCUUCUUCAUUGCCUCAUCACUUGGAAAUCCAUUGGUUUUCAAUAAUAAACUCGUGUGUGACUGUUCUGCUCUUAACGGGAUUCCUUGCCACGAUUCUUAUGCGAGUCCUUAAGAAUGAUUUUGUUAAGUAUGCUCAUGAUGAGGAGGCAGCCGAUGACCAAGAGGAGACUGGUUGGAAGUACAUUCAUGGUGAUGUAUUCAGGUAUCCAAACUACAAGUCAUUGUUUGCAGCAGCACUUGGUUCUGGCUCCCAGUUAUUUACGCUGACAAUUUUCAUUUUUAUGCUUGCACUAGUUGGUGUAUUUUAUCCUUAUAACCGCGGAGCUCUGUUCACGGCACUUGUUGUCAUAUAUGCACUUACAUCUGGGAUUGCUGGCUAUACUGCAACCUCUUUCUAUGGCCAGCUGGAAGGGAAAAACUGGGUGAGAAAUUUGCUAUUGACCGGAAGCCUGUUCUGUGGGCCGCUGUUUCUCACAUUCUGCUUUCUUAAUACUGUUGCAAUUGCAUACAGUUCCACUGCAGCAUUGCCAUUUGGAACAAUUGUGGUGAUUUUUCUUAUAUGGACUCUUGUAACAUCUCCUUUGCUAGUGUUGGGUGGGAUUGCUGGGAAGAAUAGCAAGGCUGAGUUUCAAGCUCCGUGUCGCACUGCAAAAUUUCCUAGGGAGAUCCCUUCAUUGCCUUGGUAUCGUAAAACCGUUCCUCAAAUGGCUAUGGCAGGGUUUUUGCCUUUCAGUGCCAUCUAUAUUGAACUCUACUACAUAUUUGCUAGUGUAUGGGGUCAUCGGAUUUACACCAUUUACAGCAUUCUGUUUAUAGUUUUCAUCAUUCUCUUGAUUGUCACUGCCUUUAUCACCGUGGCGUUGACAUAUUUUCAACUUGCUGCUGAAGACCAUGAGUGGUGGUGGAGGUCUUUCCUUUGUGGUGGAUCAACUGGCUUGUUCAUCUAUGGAUACUGCCUGUAUUACUACUAUGCACGAUCAGAUAUGUCAGGUUUCAUGCAAACCUCAUUCUUUUUCGGCUACAUGGCUUGCAUUUGCUAUGGCUUUUUUCUCAUGCUUGGGACUGUCGGAUUCCGUGCUGCCUUGUUUUUUGUCCGGCACAUAUACCGCUCCAUCAAGUGCGAAUAGCAAGGCACUUGCUGUGACUCAAGCACAACAACAGGAGAAGAUUGAGGCAAUGGAAUGGAGACUUGCGACACAAUGGAGACUUGCGUUCACUUUCCCUAUCCUUCCUUCAAGGAUUGAUUUCACGACACAUGAUCCAUCCAUAUGGUAAUAUUAUUAGUAGAGAGGAUAUUGUCGGACUGUAGGAUUUCUUGGAAGCUUUUAGUCUUAUACUGCUUACUGGAAGCCGGCACCUUGUAAAACAGUCUUCUUUUUCAAGUUUCCCUAGAUCCAAAGUUGGAAUUCAUGAUUUCCUGUGCAUUUUAUUUGCAUCGUAGCAUGAGCAAGGUUUACACUAAUUUAUGUCAAUACAGAACCCUAUUUUAAUCUU
Messenger RNA from Juglans microcarpa x Juglans regia, 2229 nucleotides. RefSeq names its product transmembrane 9 superfamily member 2-like. The coding region runs from base 90 to 1862 and encodes 590 amino acids. Gene Ontology annotation, biological process: protein localization to membrane. The transcript has 8 exons. The record is from RefSeq and is a predicted model, not a curated record. Gene Ontology annotation, cellular component: membrane. NCBI's taxonomy places the organism in Eukaryota, Viridiplantae, Streptophyta, Magnoliopsida, Fagales, Juglandaceae.